AUGAGCAAUUGGUGUAAGAGGGAAAGUUGUUCAGAAUGCAAAGAUUUUGAAGGAUUCUGGUGCCAAACCUGUGACACGAAAAUUUUUCGUGAAGAUUGGACUAGCGGAAAUGCAAAACUCGAUAAGUUAAUAAAGAAAAGUCUAUUAUUUUCUACUCAAUGGGACUCAAACUUUAUGGAAUGGAUUCCUUAUGAGCAAUUUAAAGGAAUGGAUUUAAUUGGACGAGGUGGAUUUGGUGCAGUAUUUAAAGCGGAAUGGACAACGGGAAGACGUGUUAUUGACUGUAAUGGAAAAUAUAGCCGAGAAAAAUGUGCUGUUGCAAUUAAGCAAGCAAAUGGUUCAAUGGAUAUGGAUGAAUUUUUAUCGUAUCCUGAAACAAAAGCCUAUUUGCUCGUUUUGCCUUUUGCAGAAAAUGGCGACUUGCGAAGUUAUUUGUUGAAAACCCCUGAAAUGAAAUGGCGAAACAAAUUGGUCUUAAUUUCUAGAGCUUUAGAAACUUUAUGUUUGCUUCAUGAUGGCGGAUACGUGCACAGGGAUAUGCAUAGUGGUAAUAUACUAUGUAAAAAUGGUGUAAAAGCCGAAAUUGCGGAUUUUGGUCUUUCCUUAUCACUCAAGGGUCAUACAAAAGAAUCAGGUGUAUAUGGCGUAUUACCUUACGUGGCUCCAGAGGUUUUACGUGGUAGUCCAUACUCUCAAGCAAGCGAACAAAUAAAAAACUUUUGGACAAAUGUAAAUUUCUUGGCAAAAUUCGACAAAGCCGAUGAGAUUGCUAAAAAAGAACGCGCUAAUCGUAAAUCAGAUUCUUUUGAUCCGAGUGAAACGCGUACAAGUACUUUACUUAGAUUUGAAAAUCUCCCAGAACCAACAAAUUGUACACAAGUUAUUUCUAUGGAAUUAGAAUUAUCGUCAGGAUUGGAUGAUGAAGAAUUUGAUUUUGAAUAA
Molecule: messenger RNA, 942 nt
Organism: Ambispora gerdemannii
Lineage: Eukaryota; Fungi; Glomeromycota; Glomeromycetes; Archaeosporales; Ambisporaceae
Source: the annotation of a GenBank genome assembly